Molecule: messenger RNA, 516 nt
Organism: Paramecium tetraurelia
Lineage: Eukaryota; Ciliophora; Oligohymenophorea; Peniculida; Parameciidae
Exons: 3
Biological process (GO): translation
Cellular component (GO): ribosome
Molecular function (GO): structural constituent of ribosome
Source: RefSeq, a predicted model, not a curated record
GAUUUUAUUUUUAUUUGAAAUAUGACCAAAAAAACAAAGAAGGUGGGAAUUACAGGUAAAUAUGGUACCAGAUAUGGUGCUUCUUUGAGAAAAAUAAUCAAGAAAUUUGAAAUUUCUUAGCAUCAGAGAUAUUUUAACACCUUCACCGGAGCUCAUUCAUUGAAAAGAUAGGCUAUUGGUAUUUGGAGAUGCACACAAACAGGAUUACAAAUUGCAGGUGGAGCUUGGGAAGUAAAUACUCCAGCCGGUUUGUCUGCCAAAUAGGGUAUGCUCAGAAUUAAGAAAUUGAAGGAAGAUGCAGAAGUUGAAGUCAAAGAUGAAAAGAAAGAUCAAAAACAAAAGCAAUAAUAAUAGCCUAAAGAAUAAAAGGAAUAACAACAAACUUAAAAAUAAGGAUAAAAAGGAAAAUAAUAAUCAUAAGGAGGAGACAAAAAGAAGGUGCAGGCAAAAAAGCAAUGAUAUCAAAUAUAUUAUUUUACAGUACACAAUAAUUGCAUUUACAUUCAAAUAACUUCC